This is a messenger RNA of Fulvia fulva, 1263 nucleotides long. RefSeq lists its product as uncharacterized. The transcript has 2 exons. The record is from RefSeq and is a predicted model, not a curated record. Lineage: Eukaryota; Fungi; Ascomycota; Dothideomycetes; Mycosphaerellales; Mycosphaerellaceae. Bases 1 to 1263 code for a protein of 420 amino acids.
AUGAACCAGCAUGAACUCGCUCAUGGCGAAACAAGUACAGCUCCUGGGGGUCGUCUGGAGUUCAUCAUCAUACAGACGCCCGACGACACCACCAAGGACACAUUUCGCAGACAGGUCCGAUCUCACGUCACUAGAGUGCAGCACCAACGCACGAGGCUCAGUGCUAUUACUGGCGUGGACCAUACAAAGUCGGAGGUGCAUUCAGACAAGCAUCGAAUCAGGAGAAAGAAGACGGACGGGCAGGCAAAGUUUCGGGCAAACCGAGUUGAGAAGAUCACACAAGCAGUGAAGAGACCGACGCCAACAGGACAAGAUGCCGUCCAUACUCCACCCAGAGCAUCGACAGAUCUGUUACAGGUCACCAAGAACACGUCUCCUGCGACAGCAAAAGCUAUCACAGAUGAGCUAGCUAGAAGAGCAGGGACAUCUGUCGGUGAUCUAAGGCAUGGCGCCAGCGGUAUAAGCGCUUUGGCUGUUCACGAGACACCAGGAGAAAUAGUGACAACACCAGCGGUUGACAGCGAGCAGCCUGCAUUACCAGGUAGCCCUGCUGCCGUCAAUUUCUCGCAAGGCGUCAUGGCCGCUCGCACAUUCCUCUUCCAUGACCAGGAUAACGUUGUUGGCAUCGUCCUGAAGCACCUCCGUUUCGAUUUGUCGUCGGUACUGGCCACCUACAAAGUCAUCGUCCAGAUGCAGUCACAGGACUUUGAGCGCAACCAGCCUGACAUGCCAGCCAUGAAUCCCGGCUCGACUUGGCUGAGAUUCUGGGAAUACAUCUGGACCGAUCCCGCCAUCAUGAUCGGCGCCGUCUUGCUGACAGUGACAUUCCGGCUCCAAAUGUGGGAGAAACCACCGGACCACCCGCACUGGUACCAUUUGCUCCAUCUGCGUGGCUUUUUCAUCCGGACUAUCGACGCUGCAUUCAGAGACCCUGUGCGGUGCACGUGCGAUCAGAUGUUGGUAGCCGUGGCGCUGGCGUCCGCCUUCGAAGUCAAGUACAACCAGAACAUGGACCAAGGAUAUCAUACGCACAUGAGAGGGCUGGUCAAGAUGGUUCGCAUGAGGGGCGGGCUUGCCCAGAUUGCCACAACUGAUCCGUUUUUGGAGCGGUUUCUUUUGUGGCAUGUUGCGAAUACUUCGGCUUUGCCUAGAGGACAGAAUGUGUAUUAUCAGCAACUCAGCAGGACGACUGCGGUGAUACAUCCGAAAGCGGAUUCGCAUAUGUUCCAGAUGAAGGAGCUGGUGGUGCGAGCUGUGCAGUGA